CUCCUUUUUUAUCAGUAUCCUCUUGUGUUUGUUUCCGAACAUACGCAUAUGCAUACGCUGGCCGUCGCUGCUGCAAUUAGUUUAUUCUUUUUGAGUUAGGGUUUACAUCUAAUCGAAUUCAUGGAAGAAGAAAUUGUUGCAGAUAUCAGUUGGGAUGAUGAGUUGAGGUGUCCAAAUAUAGCGGAUAAAGAUGUUAGUGAUGAAGAAAUUGAAGCGGAAGAUUUGGAGAGACGGAUGUGGAAAGACCGGAUUAAGCUCGAUAGGAUCAAGCAGAGACACAAAUUUGCGGCCCAGCAGGCUGUGGACCACCGAAAGGAUAAGCAGAUCACUGAUCAGGCUCGACGUAAGAAAAUGGCGAGAGCGCAAGAUGGGAUUUUGAAGUAUAUGUUGAAGCUUAUGGAGGUUUGCAAAGCGAGAGGGUUUGUUUACGGGAUUGUUCCAGAGAAGGGUAAGGCUGUCAGCGGAGCUUCGGAUAAUAUUAGAGCUUGGUGGAAGGAGAAGGUCAAGUUUGACAAGAAUGGACCUGCGGCUAUAGUUAAGUAUGAGGCCGAGUGUUUUGCAAAAGCUGAGGGUGUAGGUUCUGAAAAUGGAAAUACGAAAACUGUUUUACAGGAUUUGCAAGAUGCCACUUUGGGGUCGCUUCUAUCGUCUUUGAUGCAGCAUUGUGAUCCGCCUCAGAGGAAGUAUCCACUAGAGAAGGGCAUACCGCCACCAUGGUGGCCAUCUGGAAAUGAAGAUUGGUGGCUGCGGUUAGGGUUGACAAAGGGUCAGAGACCCCCUUAUAAGAAGCCACAUGAUUUGAAAAAGAUGUGGAAAGUAGCGGUGCUCACCUCUGUCAUAAAGCAUAUCUCACCUAAUUUUGCAAAGAUCAGGAGACUCAUCAGACAGUCAAAAUGUUUGCAGGAUAAGAUGACUGCUAAGGAGAGCUCGAUUUGGUUGGGGGUGUUGAGUAGAGAAGAAUCCCUUAUCCUCCAGCUUAGUAGUGAGUAUGGGGGAUCUGCAACCAGUGAGACACCUUCAGGUGGUCGUGGUCAGAAGAAUAGACCUUCCAACAGUAGUGACAGCGACUAUGAUGUUGAGGGUGUUGAAGAUUGUUUAGGGUCCGUUUCAUCCAAGGAUGGAAGCAGAAAGCAGCUGAUGAUUGUGGAAACAUCUCUUCCUUGUCAUAUUAUUUCCCCGCCACUCCAGGGAAAAGAGCAAGCAGAUGAGCAACCUAAGAAAAAAAGACGACGUUUAAAACCAAAUGUUUCAGUACAACAACCUGUGCUACCAGUAACUGAGCCUGAUGAUGAGCAUCAAAGCCCUUUACCCGACAUGAAUCAGUCUGAUGCACAGUUGGCUUCCCAAAAUAUGCAUGCAAGUCAUCAAAAGAGUAAUAUGGUUGCAGAAUUGAUUCUUCCUAACAAGGAUACUUGUCGAGAGUUCAGGUUGCCAGUGCUAGAGUUGAACAAUAAUCACUUUGUUCAUACUUCUGCUAAUGUAACAACAUUAAACACAUUUUCAAGUGACAGGUCUGUUCCGGAUCCAGUUAUGCAACGGCAGAAGCUUAAUAAUCAACGAUUCACUCGAGGACCUCAAGAAUCCGUAUUGCAUGUAGUACGUCAGGAAUCUGUUUUACCUAAUGUGCCUCAGAGUUAUAAUUUGCAUUAUGGCUCUCCUCAUUCUUCUUUGCAUCCUGAGGCUGAAAAUAAUGUGUUCCUUCAAGGUCGACCAUAUGAUUUUCUAAAUGCACAAGUCACUCUUCCUGCUAGGAAUGCUGAACAGCAGUCCCGUAUGCUAUAUAAUGAAUUUCAUACUAGGCCAAAUAGUUCUGGAGUCAAUAUGCCAGUAUCACAGGAAAGUAGAGGUGCAUUACCUGGACAUGAUUUUAGCAAUUAUAUAAAUAAUACAUUUGACAAUGAGCAAGGUCGAUCUGUUCAGAGUGAUUAUGGAUCUCCCCCGUUGUCGUUAGAUUUUACAGAAUUCGACAGUACAUAUAAUCUUGGAAUUGGAGACACGGAUCCUUUAGAUGACCCAGAUUUUGACUUUUUACUGGAUGAUGAAAUUAUGCACUGCUUUGGGGCCUAAUUGCUGCUGCAUCUGCCUAUAUGAACCAACAAUGGUGUUUUCUGGCUGUUGCAUCUCCAUCAAUUUUUCUAUUGAUUUUCAAGCUCUGUGCGGAAUACUAGAGAUUUUAUAUCUGUUUGAAGCCUUCUAGGUAAAUAUGCUUGUGAAUGAUAAUUACUGGCUUAUUGCUGUCCACUGUAAUUACCUUGUCCAAAUUGACUCAGUUCUAGUUUAUACAGUUUGAUUUUCCUGUAUGUACUGUUAAAUCAUGCUAUAUGUGUGAGCUCCAAAAGAAAUAAUAAUAUUACUAUCUCCAGAUA
Messenger RNA from Daucus carota subsp. sativus, 2366 nucleotides. Its product is annotated as ETHYLENE INSENSITIVE 3-like 3 protein. Gene Ontology annotation, molecular function: DNA-binding transcription factor activity; DNA binding. The record is from RefSeq and is a predicted model, not a curated record. The coding region runs from base 121 to 2067 and encodes 648 amino acids. Gene Ontology annotation, cellular component: nucleus. NCBI's taxonomy places the organism in Eukaryota, Viridiplantae, Streptophyta, Magnoliopsida, Apiales, Apiaceae. The transcript has 3 exons.